Molecule: messenger RNA, 1882 nt
Organism: Tilletiopsis washingtonensis
Lineage: Eukaryota; Fungi; Basidiomycota; Exobasidiomycetes; Entylomatales
Product: DNA ligase/mRNA capping enzyme
Exons: 14
Coding region: 108-1685 (525 amino acids)
Biological process (GO): DNA repair; DNA recombination
Molecular function (GO): DNA ligase (ATP) activity; ATP binding
Source: RefSeq, a predicted model, not a curated record
CAUCCUCCCUCCUCACUCGCAGUGAGAACACAUCGGCACCUCCUCGCCUCCUCUCUGCUCCACUGCGCCUUGGCGUCUCUCUCUCCCCCUUCACUCUCGCGGCAGCAAUGAGCGCCGCAGCCGCCGCCGCCGAGGCUGAGGCCGAGGCCAUGCUCAAUGCAACCGCGGCCGCGGCUGCAGCCAGCACCGCGAGCUCCACUUCGACCGAGCCCGCCGCCGCCGUGAGCGCCGCUGCCGCUACUCCCGCCGCCUCAUCUUCCACCGCUCCUGUCGCGCCUGCCGCUGCAGCCGCAGCAGCCGCGCCGUCCAUCGACCUGGCCACAGGCCUGGUGCGCGGCCAGAAGCCCAAGUCGCUCCUCGCGCCCGGCGAGGAGCGCUCCUUCCCGGGCGGCGCGGGCAAGACGUACGUCGCCAAGCGCGUGCCCGACGGCCAGUCCUUCACCUGCACCUGCACGCGCUGGGUGUACUCCAAGGAGCCGCGCAGCGCGCGCACCUGCGCACAUCUCGCCACGCUCAACGGCGCCGCGUACGAGUCUGUGCGCCUGGCCGUCGCCAAGGAGACUCUGCCGAGCGUGAAGAACCAGGGCUUUGCGAGCCUGAAGCGCAUGGCCGAGACGGCGGAGAAGCGCAAGGAGCGCGAGGUGGAGGAGGAGAGCUGGGACACGCGCCACUUUGGCAAUGGCUGGAACGGCGUCGACGAUCUGGGCCCGCGCGACGCCCAUGGCGGCAUGCACCUGAUGCUCGGCGACAACUACAAGCUCGACGAUCCCAAGACGCGCCUCGCCGACCCCACCGGAUUCUGGAUGACUGAGAAGCUCGACGGCGUGCGCGCAUGGUGGAACGGCUCGGCGCUGUACUCGCGCGCUGGCAACUGCUGGAAUGCACCGAAGUGGUGGACGGAGAAGCUGCCCAAGGACCUGCAUCUGGACGGCGAGCUCUGGAUCCGUCGUGAUGCCUUUGAGAUGACCAACGGCAUCUGCCAGCGCUCCUCCAAGGAGGCGUGGAAGGAUGUCAACUUCAUGGCCUUUGACGUGACGAACGUGCAGAUGCUCUACGAGGAGCGCAUCAAGCUGCUCGCCGAGCGCCUGCCCAACGGCGUCCUCUCUCCCUCUGCCGUGCAGGCGCGCGAGAAGGGCAUGCAUGUCUGCGUGCUGCCGAUGGUGCAGUGCAGAGACAACGAACACUGCAGAGAGGAGCUGCAUCGCGUAGAGGAGCAGGGCGGCGAAGGCCUGAUGCUGCGCAAGCCGAAGAGCAAGUAUGAAUGCAGAGGCCCGGGAAGGUCAAAGGUCAUCUGGAAGGUCAAGAGCUGGUACGACGCAGAGGCCAUCGUCGUGGGCCACUCGUACGGCACGGAGAAGAACAAGCGCGUCAUGGGCAACAUCAUCGUGCAGAUGGAGAAUGGCCGCGAGCUGGAGAUUGGCAGCGGCUUUACGGAUGAACAGCGCGCCAUGUGGGAGCCCAAGAAGGGCACGGUGGUGCGGUACCGCUUCCAAGAGCUGCUGCAGGACGGCACGCCUCGCUUCCCCAUUUUCGAAGGCUGCCCCGUCGACAAGUUUGAGGCGAAAGAUGCCAUCGUCCGCAGCACGCGUCUGCGCGCCUCGGGCAUCAACAAGCCGCAGUACGCCGUGGCCAAGGAGGCCAAUCCGUACGGCAGCGAGUCGUCGGCCAAGCGCCGCAGAUACUGAGCUUGCCCUGAGGUGCUGGCCAGCUCUCUCUUCCCUUUCUCGUUUCUCACUAGCCUGUGCUCGCCUUUCCUGGCUCGGCCCAUCAUUCCCUUCGCGACACACCAUCAUCAUCAUUCCCGCCUCGUCACCACACAACAUCACGUCGGUCACCUUCACGCUCUGUCAUCUCUCUUCAAGCCAUGUCAUUUGCACGCUCU